Molecule: messenger RNA, 1213 nt
Organism: Elgaria multicarinata webbii
Lineage: Eukaryota; Metazoa; Chordata; Lepidosauria; Squamata; Anguidae
Gene: GALE
Product: UDP-galactose-4-epimerase
Exons: 11
Coding region: 79-1122 (347 amino acids)
Biological process (GO): beta-D-galactose catabolic process via UDP-galactose, Leloir pathway
Cellular component (GO): cytosol
Molecular function (GO): UDP-glucose 4-epimerase activity
Source: RefSeq, a predicted model, not a curated record
GCGAGGCGUUCUUAAAGGAGCCGCGCUUCAUUAUGCGACCCCAUUGCAUAGAAGGCGCUUGCGGAGCGGUGGGUGGCGAUGGCGGAAAAGAUCCUCGUGACGGGGGGAGCCGGCUACAUCGGCAGCCACUGCGUGCUGGAGUUGGUUGAGGCCGGCUAUGCCCCUGUGGUCAUCGACAACUUCCACAAUGCCAUCCGAGGGGAUAAGAUGGUGCCCGAGAGUAUCCAGCGGGUGAUGGAGAUUGUGGGCAAAGAGAUCCCAUUCCAGGAACUGGAUGUUCUCGACGAGGCAGGUCUCCAGGAGCUCUUCAAGAAGCAUCGUUUCUCAGCGGUGAUGCACUUUGCGGGCCUCAAAGCCGUCGGGGAGUCCGUCCAGAUGCCGCUGGAAUAUUACAAGGUGAACCUGACGGGGACCAUCCGGCUGCUGGAGGUCAUGAAAGCCCACGGAGUCAAGAACAUGGUGUUCAGCAGCUCAGCCACGGUGUACGGGGACCCUGCCUACCUGCCCCUUGACGAGAAGCAUCCGGUUGGCGGCUGCACCAACCCCUACGGCAAAUCCAAGUACUUCAUUGAAGAGAUGAUCCAAGACUUGUGCAAGGCCGAACCGGACUGGAACGCUGUUCUCCUGCGGUAUUUCAACCCCAUUGGAGCUCACAAGUCAGGAAGGAUUGGAGAGGACCCUCAGGGUAUCCCAAACAACUUGAUGCCCUACGUUGCUCAGGUGGCCAUAGGGCGCAGAGAGUACCUGAGCGUAUUUGGCAAGGACUAUAAUACAGUGGACGGGACAGGCGUUCGGGAUUACAUCCACGUGGUGGACCUGGCCAAGGGCCACAUCGCAGCCUUGAAGAAGCUCAAGGACAACUGUGGUUGUAAGAUCUACAACCUUGGAACUGGCGCUGGCUACUCGGUCCUGCAGAUGGUUAAAGCCAUGGAGAAGGCAUCCGGAAGAGAGAUAAACUACAAGAUCGUCGCACGCCGGGACGGGGAUGUGGCCUCCUGCUAUGCCAACCCCGGCCUAGCUGAACAGGAGCUAGGCUGGAAAGCGGUCUUCGGCCUGGACAAAAUGUGUGAAGACUUGUGGCGGUGGCAGUCUCAGAACCCCACCGGCUUCAGCAAGAACUAGCAGCUGGGAGAAGUCGUUCAUCCCCUCUGGCGCAAGGACGCUGUGGCACCAGAGCGGUCCCGAGCACCGGUUUGCUUCUCGCUCAGGGAAG